This is a messenger RNA of Chelonoidis abingdonii (Abingdon island giant tortoise), 6370 nucleotides long. RefSeq names its product F-box protein 32 (gene FBXO32). Lineage: Eukaryota; Metazoa; Chordata; Testudines; Testudinidae. The record is from RefSeq and is a predicted model, not a curated record. Gene Ontology annotation, biological process: protein ubiquitination. Gene Ontology annotation, molecular function: protein binding. Gene Ontology annotation, cellular component: cytoplasm; SCF ubiquitin ligase complex; nucleus.
UAACGCCGCUCUUCCGGCAACAAAGAGCCCUCGGAUAAAUACAGCCGCGACCGCUGCGAGGACACGGACACGGCUCGGAGCGACGGUCGUACAAAAUCCCACCCCCCCCUUCCUAGCCACGCAGCUGGGGACCCCCCUCCCCGGCACGCCCCUUCCAGGCUCCGUAGGGACCGGGAAAGCGCCUUGGUAGAGCUCCCCGCGCCGCGAUGCCUUUUCUAGGGCAGGACUGGAGGUCCCCGGGGCAGAACUGGGUGAAGACUGCGGAUGGCUGGACCAGGUUCCUGGAGGAGAGACACAGCGGCUAUGUCAGUGAUAUAAACAGUUACUGCAAAAAGGAGGAUUACAACAAGGAGAAUCUCUUCAACAGCAUGAACUAUGAUGUUGCUGCCAAGAAGAGAAAGAAGGACCUGCUGAAUAACAAGACAAAGAUCCAGUAUUUCCAUCAAGAAAAAUGGAUUUAUGUCCACAAGGGAAGCACAAAAGAACGUCAUGGCUACUGCACCUUGGGAGAAGCUUUUAACAGACUUGACUUCUCAAAUGCUAUCCUAGACUCCAGACGGUUCAACUAUGUUGUAAGGCUGUUGGAGCUGAUAGCAAAGUCUCAGCUAACAUCGCUGAGUGGAAUCGCCCAGAAAAACUUCAUGAACAUUUUGGAAAAAGUGGUGCAGAAAGUCCUUGAAGAUCAGCAGAACAUCAGGCUAAUAAGGGAAUUGCUGCAGACUCUCUACACGUCACUGUGCACCCUGGUGCAAAGGGUUGGCAAGUCUGUUCUGGUUGGAAACAUCAACAUGUGGGUACACAGAAUGGAGACUAUUCUUCACUGGCAACAGCAACUGAACAGCAUCCAAAUCACAAGACCUGCCUUUAAAGGAAUGACCUUUACAGACCUGCCGUUGUGUUUACAAUUAAACAUCAUGCAGCGGCUAACUGAUGGGAGAGACCUUGUCAGCCUUGGACAAGUGGCCCCUGAACUGCAAGUGCUCAGUGAGGACCGGCUGCUGUGGAAAAAGCUCUGCCAGUACCAUUUCACAGACCGACAGAUUCGUAAACGGAUAAUCUUAUCUGAGAAGGGGUUGCUGGAUUGGAAGAAGAUGUACUUUAAACUUAUAAGAUGUUACCCGAGGAAAGAGCAGUAUGGAGACACACUGCAGCUCUGCAGACAUUGCCACAUCCUCUCCUGGAAGGGUACUGAUCAUCCUUGCACAGCCAACAACCCAGAGAGCUGUUCCACUUCUCUUUCACCCCAGGACUUCAUCAACUUGUUCAGAUUCUGAACCCUGGUUCUUCACAGCAUAUCCUAUUCCUACAAGACACUUUAAAGCGCUCAGCUUGGACAUUGAACUUGUAAAUAGUGUAAAUGUUGAUGUUUGUUUGAAGCUCCUGAGUCAAGCAAACAAGAGGAUCUUAGAGACGAAAGGUGAAAUUGCUCGCUGACGUUCGAUGUUUAAGAAAUAUGGACUUCUAACAAGACUGACGUGUAUAAGCAAUGUUGUAAAAAGUCACCUUUUUAUUAUCCAAGUAUAAGAUACAGGGCAGAAAUUUCUUUCCGUUUAGAAGUUAAAACUUAAUUUGCCCCAUGGCCCUUUAAAAACUUCCUAUAUUUUUUUCAGUUUCUAAUAAAUGAAAAGAAAGCAGUUUGAGACUAGGACUGUUUAACUGCUCCUCCAUCUGGUUUUAUUUACAAUAGAUAUUUAUAAAUAUGACAUUUUAAAAAUAUUUAUGGGGAAAAAUUCCCUGCAACGAGUUUUAAUAAUACUUAUAUGUAAAAAAAAUUGGAUGCAUUCAGAAAUAUGCAUAACAUCUAGGAUUUGAUCCUAGUUAAAAAUGAAAAUAACACACCAUGCCAUUUUCUACCUCAAAUAAAUAGAGUACCUUUGAAACAACAAUCCAUUAUGCAAUGUGAACUAUUAUACUUUGUACAAUGAUUUAAAGGGAAAUGAUGUUUAUGACCGUAAGCAAACUUCUUCUUAUGUUAGUGCUUACGUUUUUAAUUCGUUUUCUUGCUGUACUCAGUGCUUGAAUGCCCAGAUGAUGAGCGCCUUAGAAAUGCCUAAGAUUUUACUCCAUCUUCCUUUUAAUUUUGUUGUCUUUAUAAAAGAUUAAGCAAAAAAACAAACCAAGGGUGAGGAUUUGUAUUUAAGGAGGGUGCAUGAUGGUUGAAUAAGGGGCCUGAUCUACUCUGGAUUUACACCUGUCUGAGAUCAGCAUCUGGUUCACUGGGUCUGACUCCCCCAACCCUGUGUAACUCCACUGAAAUAAAGUCAAAACUGAUGUAACUAAGAGAUGACUCAGCCCCAUAGGGCCAGUGGAGCUGUGCGAGUUUACAUUCACUGAGGAUCUGGCUCAUAGCAUGUAAGAUAAAUACCAUUUGUUUAUAACUGCUGUUAGAAACAGGAAGAGCAGCGAGGAAAGCCAGCCAUAGAGUCCUAGUGUAAUACGGGUACAGUCAGUCCUUAGGGUAAAUAGGAUUUCUAAUCACCUGACAUCCCAUAUCAUUUCUAUGGAUCAUAGAAAUGGAAAAUAAUUUACCUAAUCCAUCUCCCUGCCAGUGCCAGAUUAACAGAGAUACAGUGAGAAUUAGUGUUUACAAAUCUUGAUCCCACUGAAAUUAAUGGCCAAACUUCUAAUCUCCUUUAUUACGUAUAACUCAUGAAUUUGACAAACUUGAUCUGGCAGAUUCCAGUCCAUGUAUAAAAGUUUGGAAAGGCUACAUAGGAAAAAUCCUUGCAGUUGUCCUAUAGCAGCGUUCAUGUACAGCACUUUUCCAACACUGUACGCAGAGCACGUAAGCAAGGUGCCUAAGAAAGACAAACAUUUAUAGGUUGUAUGGUAUGGACAAAAGAGUUGUGAGGAAGAGGAAUACUCAGGAUAAAUCAGGAAGAACUACUUGAGUUUAAUUAUUUAAUAGUCUGUUCCUUUUUUUUACAGGUUUUAUAAUUGAUCUCUAACACUUUUCUGCAGCUGUUUAUAUAUAUUUUUGCAAUAGUAUUUGCAUUUUUACAAACUAAAUCACUUUGCAUGCUCUUUGAGUAGUUGUGGGGGGAAAAAUGUGUUUAGAUUGAAUGGUGGGGAUGGAGACUGCAGCCCUGGUGAGGGGAUAUCCAGGAGAAUGCUUUAGCAGUAACUGCCAUUUGUUGCAUUCCAAGGGAGAAGGUUUGGUUCUUCCAGAAAUCUCCUUCAGAGACAGGGCAAGAGACACUCCCAUCAGAAAUCAUUUUGCAUUAUGCAGAGAAGGGAAUAAAAUAGUUUGAAGGCGGAGACCUUGCCCUCCUCCAUCUGCUCUCAACUCAAAGAUGGGUCAAAAGAGUAAAUUUGAACUCAGGGGGGAGAGGGUGUAUGUUCAUGUGAGUGGAAAGUGAUUCAGAGGUAGUUAACCUGGAGAAAUGAAACUCUCGUUGUGGGAGUUAGUGUAAUUAAGUAAGAGAGACCAGCUUCUAUUCUCAUUCACACCCAUGCAACCCUUGUUGAUGUCAGUGAGGUGUUGUGGGUAUAAAUGAGACUGGAAUUUGACUUGAUGAAAGAGGAGUGUUAAGGGAAGUGACUGAAGUAGCGAUGUUGUGUGUGAAGAUCCAUGUUAAUCCUUUCUCUAGCAGUUCAAAAUACCCUUAUAACCUUUGUGCCCUCUGCUUGGAGGUCUGAUUUUUUUUCCCCCUUCCUCAUCUGUCUGCCCCAUCUACUCCCAGUGAACCAACCUAAAUAGAAGUUGUGAUUUGCAAUGUCAAAUUUGACAUACCAGCAAUUGGUGUUUCAACCUGUAAAAUACUUAUUUUAGGUUGUAUUUAUUGGAGUAAGUUCCUCCUCGGUGAAACUGACAUCAAGUGAAUUUAACUCCAGGAUCGAUUCUGGAGUUAAAUUCCAUAUAUAAUAGUCUGAGCACAGGGUUCUGAGUCAGGAACUUACGAACUCUAGUCCUGGCUCUGCAAAUAUUUCCUUCUGUGGUUUUGGGCAAAACACUCUCUGCCUCCAAUUCCAGUUUGGAAAAUGGGGACAAUAACUACUUAUUGCAGUGCCCCACUGUAAGGAUCAAUUAGCUAAUGUUUGGUAAAGCAGUUGAAGUUUAAAGUGCAGGUUCUGAUUUGAAAGCACUACGUGGGCCUUAAGUGAAACAUUUAUCUACACGUUGACAUUUUCAGAUUGUGUUGUUUCGAGAAAAACUGUUCUUACGUGGUUACUUGAGGAAGAGACCUACAGCGUGAAACCAAACGUAAUGCAUGCUAUUAAGGAGUAUAACUUAUUAAAUGAGUCUGCUAAAGAAAGAAAUAGAACUUGCCUCAUAUUGUUAUUUUAUUGCUGCAGUUGUUACUGAGAUCUAUCUCCUCAUGAGUCUUUCCUAUUCCCAAAAUGGUUUAUUACUGUCAAAUAUUGUAGUGAGUCAGAUAAUUCCUUUUUAACAACCACUGUUUGUGCCCAGAUACCUUAGCCUGACCAUUUACAAAGGCAUCGGUUUUAUUUAAGUAGAUUAUUUGCAUCUGCAUGACGUAGGCUGACAGGAGAAUGAAAACUGAGCGAUAACAGUGGGUUUGAGGCAGGAAGGUGCAAGGCUACUUUGGCAUAAAAGAGACCUCCUUAUUUUCAGGGUAAGUUAUUGUAAGUUGAAAACAGGCUUUCUGUGUUUGAACAUGACAUCGGUGAUGAUGAUCUUUCCAAACAGCCUUUCAUCUGGGUUGCCAUUAGGAUUUCAUUAGUUUCAAUACUAUGAAACAAGGUCUUUAUUCUGCCUUUAUCACCAUAAAUACAGAGUGAUUCCAUUGAAACCAAUGGAGUUGGUCCGCAUUUACUGGUGCAACAGAGCUGAAUAUGGCUCAAUACAGAUAUUUUAAAACCACUCCAUACAGUGGAGGGGGCAUGGGAAGGAAGAGAGGAGAAUUUUGCAUUUCAGUUUACCGGGGGAGGUGAGUAUUUGAGUUUUAUUUGAAUUUGACAGUCACUUCAAGAUGCUGAAUUUCAGCUGUACAUAAGCUGAGCAGUUUAUACUAGUGAUGGUUUGGUAUUUUAAUGUUUGAUUAUGAAAUGUGUGCACCUCAUCUUGUAUUUUUUUUUUAAUUGUAUUACUUCUGUUUUGUAAAAUCAUUAGGAAACCUUGUACUGCUCUACAGACAUGCUUCAUAUGUAAACGUUUAAUUGCACCAUACCACAUUCUGUAAAUGGGAAGAUUGCUAUACCCCUGUUUUGAACUCCUGUAGUGACUAAUGUUUGUGUUCCCAUUUCUGUUUGGCUGCACAACCAACUCCUAGAACAUAGACAUGUAGUAAACUACCUUUUUCUGCCCAGGCAAUUCUUUGGCCCAUAGUAGCUACAACUGAAAUAGACCAGGAACAUUUCAAAUACUGCAGAGUACCUAAUAAAUCUUGGAUGAUGUCUCAUGCUUAAACCUUCUGUUCGCUACAAUAAACCAUCAUGUACUUUUGGGGGGCUCUUAGUAACCUGUUGCACAGCUUCUUCUCACAGAUCAGCACCUUGCCAAAAAAUAGCUUUAAAUUAAAACACUAGUCUUGCUUGCUGGCUUGUUUUCAAAAACACACCCUCUCUGUGGAUAUGAUGGGUAAUCAGUUUAAAAGUUUUCCUAUAGCGUUUGGAGUUCUGCUUGUCGUCUAGGCACAGUAAUGUGUACAGACAAGCUAGCUUUUUAUAAAAGCUUUCCUUCUACAUGUAAUGGCUCUUGUCAAGGUCCCUUCUUCUGAGCUGACUAGCCCUCUGCUGCCUCUGAGGUUGAGAAGUUCCUAAGUGGAACCUAGUCUGCAAUGUACUCAGCACCUCUUUAGUUCUCCCUACUCCCAUUGACUUCAUUGGUAGUGGAAGAUGCUCUGGAUCCUUCAGCUCUCUGCAGGGUCUGGCCCCAAAGACAGUAAAUCUUUCCUCUUCUUGACAGUCUCCAAUAUAUUAAUAGCGUGAACACCUAAGUAACACCCCUGUUCUGGCACUCGAUAGAGCACACACAGCCCUUUCACCCCGCUGCUGUAACUGAGGGUAGUCUGGCCCUUUUUGGCUAUCACUUGCUGCAUAUAGUGCCAACAGGGCAGCUCCAUAGUUAACAUUUUAAUUAGAAAUUGCAAAUGUACUAAUGUUUUAGGGGCUAAUCUGCAGUAAUAAUGAAUACCUGCUUAUAUGUGAAAAGGAAACUUGUUUUUCCUUUUUAAAUAAAGCUGUAACUAGAUAAGGUAUGAAGUGAAAAGCAUACCUUGUGUAUUAACACUCCUAUUUAAUAUUAUUGUGUGAUUAAAAUCCUUCCGUAUAAAUUAUUUGCACACACUUUUUUUUCUUUGCAUGUUCAACUCUGAUUUUUACAGUGGUUUGGUACUAACAGUGAUGUAUUUUUCUAAAAUGUCUUUGACACUGAAUUGCAAUAAAUGUUCAAACAAUGUGAACCUUG